AUGGAGCUUCAACUGGGUCUUGCUCUUCCAACCAAUACCGUUUUUGGUUUCGACUUAAAUAGCUACGUUUAUCAGCCUAAGCAAGUUUCUGGCUCCGGCCAACUCAACCACCACCGCCGCCGCCGAGCUAGCUGCUUUCAAUUGGACUCCUUCACUGAACCAUGUAGCAGUAGUACUGAUGAGUCUAUCAGCAGCAACAAGAACAAGAACAGUAAGCGUUCUAGAGAUGAUAUACCUCUAACUUUGCCUCUUUUGCUUUGGAAUAAUCCCCCAAAUGACGAUGAUGAUCAGGAUUCUCAACACAACGGAUCAUCUUUUGCCUUUAACAACAGAAAUGAGGAAGAAGAUAGUGAUGAUGGCAUUGUAGGAUGGCCACCAAUUAAGCACAGGAGAAAGAGAAUCCGUAGGAUGGAGAAUUAUCGGACGGUGGAGAAUGGUUGUGCAGAUUGUUACGGUAGGCAAUCAAAUUACGUGAAGGUGAAGAUGGAUGGAGUAGCUAUAGCCAGGAAAAUUGACUUAACUCUUUUUACUUCAUUUCAACAACUCAAACAAACAUUGUUUGCCAUGUUUGGAAUAUGUCAAGAAAAUUCAACUACCUUUAAAUUAGCUUAUCAAGACAGAGAAGGUGACUGGCUACUUGCUGAUGAUAUUUCUUGGAGGAGCUUCGUUCGGUCAGUUCAACGUCUCAAAUUGAUGAAGAACAACAAUGGGUGACUAAUUUUGAAAUAAUUAAUGGUUUUGGGUGGUCAAUUUUUGUGUUCUGUUUUUUUACCCCGCAUUUUACUCUAGUUUUCUCGACACAAACACGACCCGCCAAUCCAUUUUGACAGCCCUAUUUGUAUGCAUAGUAUGGAUUAAUAUUUGAUUAUCAAUAGAAUUAUAUAGAAAUUAAUAGCAAUGUAUUUAUAGUUUCUUUUUAAUCUUUUGUAACUACUUUUGAAUGGUAUAUUGCAACUGUCUGUCGACAUCUUUUAUUCUUU
This is a messenger RNA of Mercurialis annua (annual mercury), 980 nucleotides long. Its product is annotated as auxin-responsive protein IAA20-like. Gene Ontology annotation, biological process: regulation of DNA-templated transcription. Bases 1 to 714 code for a protein of 237 amino acids. The transcript is spliced from 4 exons. Gene Ontology annotation, cellular component: nucleus. NCBI's taxonomy places the organism in Eukaryota, Viridiplantae, Streptophyta, Magnoliopsida, Malpighiales, Euphorbiaceae. The record is from RefSeq and is a predicted model, not a curated record. Gene Ontology annotation, molecular function: protein binding.